Messenger RNA from Nymphaea colorata (pocket water lily), 1246 nucleotides. Its product is annotated as Holliday junction resolvase MOC1, chloroplastic. The transcript has 6 exons. The record is from RefSeq and is a predicted model, not a curated record. NCBI's taxonomy places the organism in Eukaryota, Viridiplantae, Streptophyta, Magnoliopsida, Nymphaeales, Nymphaeaceae. The coding region runs from base 207 to 1046 and encodes 279 amino acids. Gene Ontology annotation, molecular function: crossover junction DNA endonuclease activity.
UUUCUUUCCAAGCAGCGAAAUUUUCAUUUGGAUACGGUCCUCGUUCCCUCCACUCUCUGCACUCCCCGCCAAUAACGGCCGGGGAAUUGGUGGAUGACACAGGAACCCCCGGAAAAUGGUGCAGAAAGCCUAGUUGUUCCUCUCAACAUUAGGGUUGGCUUCAGACACGUCCGGCCAGAAAGGAGCCCCAAUUGCUUCAACGGAAAAUGUCCGUCAUCUCGCCCGCCCUUCCCACUUACUUAUCUAGGGUUACAUCUGGCGGCGCCGCCAACUUCUCCUGCGGUGGAGCAGCAGGAGUUUCCGCGAGUAUAUCGAAAUGUGCGAGAGGGGUCGGCUUGUUGAAAGCAGAACUGGGGGAGGGUGGGAGGAGAGCUUGCGCGAAGAAGGGGAGGGGCCAGACUGCGGUCAUUCACGAGGGGAGGUUCAAGGAUAGCUGGGUGGCAUCGCUUGCCUCUCCGGUCACUGGCCCGAGCGACAGCGGCGAAGAAUCGCCGGCGGAGGAGACGGUGCAGAGAUGUGGUUGGGCGAUCGGCGUCGACCCGGACGUAUCUGGGGCCCUGGCGGUCAUCAAAGGCGAUUGGCCGGAGUGCUCUGCACAGGUUUUUGAUAGCCCUUACUUGCAAGCAUCUGUUGGGAAGAGACUGCGGAAGCGGCUUGAUGCGAAGGCCAUUGUUCAGUUACUCCGUACCUUCAAUGCACCAGUAGGGACCACUGCAUAUAUCGAGCAAUCAAUACCGUUUCCAAAAGAUGGCAAGCAGGGCUGGUGGAGUGGAGGAUUUGGAUAUGGAUUAUGGAUAGGUAUACUGGUUGCCACUGGUUUUUCUGUUAUUCCUGUGCCAUCUAUUCUUUGGAAGACUCAUUUUGAACUUGCAGGAAGUUCCUCAAGUAAGGAUGACAGCAGGAAGGCAGCUUGUGAGUUAUUUCCUUCAUUGAGUUCCAUGUUAAGGAGAAAAAUGGACCAUGGUCGAGCGGAGGCUUUAUUAAUUGCUGCUUAUGGGAAGGGUCUGAGAAGAGUGCAAGAAAUAUCUAGUUCUGACAUGACUUAGUAGGAACCAUUUCUGUUCUGAAUGGGUGCCCCUAUUCCUUUUUCUUCUCCAAUUUCCCCUUGUGAUUGUUGUGUAUUUUUUAUUGGGUUUUUAUCUAUUGAUAUGGGGAAGAUCUUGUUCCCUAGUUCAGUAUCUCACAUCGGUCAAUUUCUGUAUGAUGAUUCUGAUGAUUUUGUUGUGCAAUUGGCAUUUUCAUUUUA